This is a messenger RNA of Chlorella variabilis, 1276 nucleotides long. RefSeq lists its product as hypothetical. Gene Ontology annotation, biological process: mismatch repair; mitotic recombination. Gene Ontology annotation, molecular function: mismatched DNA binding; ATP-dependent DNA damage sensor activity; ATP binding. The transcript is spliced from 9 exons. Bases 200 to 1276 code for a protein of 358 amino acids. NCBI's taxonomy places the organism in Eukaryota, Viridiplantae, Chlorophyta, Trebouxiophyceae, Chlorellales, Chlorellaceae. Gene Ontology annotation, cellular component: nucleus; MutSalpha complex. The record is from RefSeq and is a predicted model, not a curated record.
GGUGGAGGCGCAGGUACAGGAGUGCGCCGAGGCGGCGGCCAGGGACCUGGGCCUGCAGCUGGACAAGACGCUCAAGCUGGACUGGCACAAGGCGGGCAACCAGCGGCUGCGCUGCCUGCGCAUCACCGCCAAGGAGGAGAAGAAUGUGCGGGGGAAGCUGCAGGCGCGGUACCAGGAGCUGGAGGUGAAGAAGGACGGCAUGAAGUUUGUGAACAAGGCGCUCAAGGCGGCGGCGCAGCGCCUGCAGCAGCUGUCGGCCGACUACGAGCGGCGGCAGGCCGAGCUGCUGGCGCAGGUGGUGGGCGUGGCGGCCUCGUUUGUGGGCGUGUGGCGCCUCGUCAGCGCCACCCUGGCGGAGCUCGACCUCCUGGCCGCCUUUGGCGAGGUGGCGGCAGCCGCGCCCGCAUCCUACGUGCGCCCCACCAUGCUGCCCAGCGAAGAGGGGGAGAUCAGCCUGCGGGGCUGCCGCCACCCGUGCCUGGAGGUGCAGGAGGGCGUGGACUUCAUACCCAAUGACUGCCUGAUGCGCACAGGCCAGUCCUGGUUCCACAUCAUCACCGGCCCCAACAUGGGCGGCAAGUCGACCUUCAUCCGCCAGGUCGGGCUGGCGGUCCUGAUGGCGCAGAUCGGCAGCUUUGUGCCCGCCGACUCGGCACGCAUCUCGGUGCGUGACGCCAUCUUUGCGCGCGUGGGCGCGGGCGACUGCCAGCAGCGCGGCCUGUCCACCUUCAUGGCGGAGAUGCUGGAGACGGCGGCCAUCCUGAAGGGCGCCACCUCCAGCUCCCUGGUCAUCAUCGAUGAGCUGGGCCGAGGCACCUCCACCUGGGAGGGCAUGGGCCUGGCCUGGGCCAUCAGCGAGCACCUGUGCACCCAGGUCGGCUGCGCCACGCUGUUUGCCACACACUUCCACGACCUGGCGGCGCUGCAGAGCGCGCUGCCGGGGGCGGGCGUGGCCAACCUGCACGUCAAGGCGGCAGAGAGCGACAGCGGGCUGACGAUGCUGUACCAGGUGCACGAGGGCGCCAGCGCGCAGUCCUACGGACUGGCAGUGGCCCGCUUUGCCCGGCUGCCGCCAGAGGUGAUCGAGGCCGCGGCCGCACGCCUGGCGGAGCUAGAGCCCGCGCCAGCUGGCGCCGCCGCCACGGAGCAGGGCGGCGAGGAGCAGCAGGCGCGGGAGCUGCUGGCCAAGUUUGCGCAGCUGCCACUGGAGCAGGGGAUGCAGCCGGAGCAGCUGGCGGCGGUGCUGCAGCAGCAUGCCAUCGAGCUGUGCCAGUGA